AUGCAUUGGAUGGGCAGGGGGCUGAAUGCUGAGGAAUUGAAUCUGGCCCGUGCCACAUCUUUGCGAACCGGCCUACGGGGAAUCGCACGACGAUUUGCAGCGACACUGCCAAUUGAAGUUCAGAAAGAUUUUGUCAAAUUGUCCCAAGAAAUGAACCGCCAAUUUCCAUGGGUCCAGGUGCAGCAAGACCGAUUGGCGCCAAUAAGAAAAUUAGCAUCAUUGAAGCAGGGAACUCGAUCAUUUCGGGAGUAUGUUGAUGAAGCAUACAGGUUGCGAGCUGAGGUACCAGUUGAAGACGGCGAGCGGCUGGCCUUGUCUUGGGUUGAGGGGUUAAACAACCAAAAUGUUUUGAUGAUUAUGCGCAGCUUCAUACAAGAUAGGGGCGCAAGCCAUCGAUUUUCCCUUGACGAAAUGGUUACUAAAGCCAGAUCACUCCUGCAUGAGGGGAUUCCUGAGCAACCCGACCAGGAAACGGAUACGGAAAAGAUUACGAGGGCGCUCAUGAGAAUUGCUGAUGGCUUCGACAAAGGUGCACGCAUUAGCGUGACAUCGACUCCGCCAACGCAGAGAACAGCACGCGACCGUACUAUGGACCAGGAUCGGCGCGAUGGAGCACCGACUGGUAGCCGCCAAGCUCUGCCGGGACCAGAGCGCAAUCUAAUCUGUUUCCGCUGUGGCAAGGAAGGCCAUCGGUCAUCGGCAUGCACACAGACACCGUUACCUCUUGAAGAGCAAAACCGAAUUCGGAACGCGGCAUGGGGUCGUCAAAAUCCGACUCGGGAACAGCGGAUGAGGGAUCCUCCAUUGUCCCAAACGCUGGGAGGAGAGCGUGUCACUGAAAUCCCUACAGCAGCCGCAGCUUUAGAGCCUGAAGAUGGUCCGCAAGGACAUUACAUCAGUUAUUUUUCUACUGAUCUUCCGCUGUCAACAGAAACUGGGCAAUCAGAUACCUAUCCCCCUAUGAAUACUGUCGGAAUUGACGAGUGGGGAGGCGCUACUCAAAGUGUUUACACUGUGGAAAUGACAGACGAAAUGCGGGCGGUUCGAAGCCAAAUGGACCAGCUUUAUGCAGCGGGACACAAGAGAAUGCGGGGCGAAGAUGACCCGGCACCAAAUGAAUCAGACAGAGACAGGGGAGCGCAGCCUGGACCGUCGAUGUUUCGACGAAAAGCUAGACCCACGGAUGAAGACGACCAGCCUCAUGGACUGAUCCAAGGCCUGAUUGGACCCCGUAUAAAUGUGAAAGAUCUGGUCAAUCAAGUCAAGGUGACAUUGUCUUUUGCUCAGCUCUGCGAUGUCUCUCCGUAUGUUCGUGAAAGAGUGGUGGAAAGCCUUCAACCCUGGGAAGCUGAGCAUGGCGGACAUUCCUCCAAGGGAAAAGAACCUAUGGUUACGGUCCCGAUUAAUGCUGUAGGCGGAGCUAUGAUGCCGACUCGCAUUCUACAGAGAGUGGCUUCAACAGACGUGCAUUUGCCAGUCGAAGAAAAGAAGCUUAAGACUGAGAACCUUGAUAUGCGAGCCUCCCGGCUAUUCUUUGCGCAGGCUGUCAUUCUGGCCCGCUGCGAGGAUAGCAAGCUCAGGAUGAGCAAAUUGAAAUCAUGUCUGAUUGAUGGAGGCGCUUCAGCAAACCUCAUUUCAAGCAAAGUCGUUAAGACCUUGGGAGUCUCACAGAUCCCGGUCCAUAACGGUGCAAUCGAAAUGGCUGAUGGGAGUAUUUCCCAUAUCCACGCACUGGUAUGGGUACAGGUGGCAGUGGCAGGAGCUCAUCGAGUUGUUAUGGCCCUGGUUGCACCAGGAGAUACAAACUAUCACAUGAUCCUUGGACGGCGAUGGAUGCAAGGUGUGGGAAUGGUUGGCACCUAUCUCGAUGGUCGCUACAGUCUGAUCAAUGAUGAUGGAAUCCGAACCGAGGUGUUACGGUCCAGGGAUGUUCGCCCAGACAUGGCACAGAAGAAGGAAAUGCCGAAACCCAUUUGGACAAAAGUCGACCCCGUGGAAGAUCCCGAAGAAAUGAACAGUGCAGUAAAGAUGAGAGGCUCUCAUACCGGCAGACCACAAUCCUGUGCCGUCAGAACGGAUGAGGAUGAAUACUUAUUCAAGGGAAUGGACUUUGAUACUGAUGAGGAUGGAAGCAAUUUCAUCGGUACAGUCUCCCCCAUUUCGGAUGAGACUCUAUCUGCAGAGUCACAAGAAGGGAUGUCGGGAAACUGA
Penicillium macrosclerotiorum is the source of this 2211-nucleotide messenger RNA. RefSeq names its product retropepsin-like aspartic protease. Gene Ontology annotation, molecular function: zinc ion binding; nucleic acid binding. Lineage: Eukaryota; Fungi; Ascomycota; Eurotiomycetes; Eurotiales; Aspergillaceae. The record is from RefSeq and is a predicted model, not a curated record. Bases 1 to 2211 code for a protein of 736 amino acids. The transcript has a single exon.